AUGGCUUCUGGGUUUCUGGCUUCGGUGACGGUAGCUUUGUUGCCACUACCUGAGAGGGAAGAGAAAGGAGAGGUUGUUUUUUCAGCAAUGAUAUUUGAGACUAUUACAAAUCAAGAUCUGCCUGUGAUCAAGUGUGUUUUAAUCAAUCAUAAGAACAAUGAUUCAUCACUGGGGAUAUCAUCAUCGUAUCCCAUGGCGUCAGAACCCCCAGAAGACCUCGGGUGCUCCUUGAAGCCUGAGAGCACAGAGGGAGUCUAUGGAGCAGCGGCUGUGGAAGUGGACAUGUUGGCAUCCAUCACGCUGCAAGUACUGGUCAACACCCCAGGGAACAUUUCCUGUCUCUGGGUCUUUAAACACAGCUCCCUGAAUUGCCAGCCACACUUUGAUUUACAAAACAGAGGAGUUGUUUCCAUGGUCAUUUUGAAAAUGACAGAAACCCAAGCUGGAGAAUACCUACUUUUCAUUCGGAGUGAAGCUACCAAUUACACAGUAUUGUUUACAGUGAGUAUAAGAAAUACACUGCUUUACACAUUAAGGAGACCUUACUUUAGAAAAAUGGAAAAUCAGGAUGCCCUGGUCUGCAUAUCUGAGAGCGUUCCAGAACCGACCGUGGAAUGGGUGUUCUGCGAUUCACAGAGUGAAAGCUGUAAAGGUGAGAGUCCAGUCGUUGUUACAAAGGAGGAAAGCGUACUUCAUGAACUGUUUGGAACAGAUAUAAGGUGCUGUGCAAGAAACGAGCUGGGCAGGGAGUGUACCAAGCUGUUCACAAUAGAUCUAAAUCAAACGCCUCAGACCACACCGCCACAGUUGUUUCUGAAAGUAGGUGAACCCUUAUGGAUAAGGUGCAAAGCUGUUCAUGUAAACCAUGGAUUCGGACUCAGCUGGGAGCUAGAAAAUAAAGCACUGGAGGAGGGCAGCUACUUUGAGAUGAGUACCUAUUCCACAAACAGAACUAUGAUACGGAUUCUGUUUGCUUUUGUAUCAUCAGUGGGAAGAAACAACACUGGCUAUUACACUUGCUCCUCUUCAGAACAUCCCAGUAAAUCAGCUUUGGUUACCAUCAUAGAAAAGGGAUUUAUAAAUGCUUCCAAAUCAAGUGAAGAUUAUGAGAUUGACCAGUAUGAAGAGUUUUGUUUUUCUGUCAGGUUUAAAGCAUACCCACAAAUCAGAUGUACAUGGACCUUCUCUCAAAAAUCGUUUCCUUGUGAGCAGAGUGGCCUUGAUGAUGGGUACAGCAUAUCUAAGUUUUGCAACCAUAAACACCAGCCAGGAGAAUAUAUAUUCCAUGCAGAAAAUGAUGAUGCCGAAUUCACAAAAAUGUUCACGCUGAACAUAAGAAGGAAACCUCAGGUGCUAGCCAAGACAUCAGCAAGUCAGGCUUCGUGUUCCUCUGAUGGCUACCCCUUACCAUCUUGGACCUGGAAGAAGUGUUCCGACAAGUCUUCCAACUGCACAGAGGAAAUCACAGAAGGAAUUUGGAAUAAAAAGGCCAACAGAAAAAUGUUCGGACAGUGGAUAUCAAGCAGCACCCUUAACAUGAGUGAAGCCGUGAAGGGAUUCCUGGUGAAGUGCUGUGCCUACAAUUCCCUUGGCACAUCUUGUGAAACAAUCCUUUUAAACUCGUCAGGGCCCUUCCCUUUCAUCCAAGACAACAUCUCCUUCUAUGCAACAGUCGGGCUUUGUCUUCCCUUCAUUGCUGUUCUAACCAUGCUCAUUUGUCACAAGUACAAAAAGCAAUUUAGGUAUGAGAGCCAGUUGCAAAUGGUACAUGUGACCGGCUCUUUGGAAAACGAGUACUUCUACGUUGAUUUCAGAGAAUAUGAAUAUGAUCUCAAAUGGGAGUUUCCAAGAGAAAAUUUAGAAUUUGGGAAGGUGCUGGGAUCAGGUGCUUUCGGAAAAGUGAUGAAUGCAACAGCUUACGGAAUCAGUAAAACUGGAGUCUCAAUCCAGGUGGCAGUCAAAAUGCUGAAAGAAAAGGCAGACAGUUCUGAAAGAGAGGCUCUCAUGUCCGAACUCAAAAUGAUGACUCACCUGGGAAACCACGAGAAUAUCGUGAAUCUGCUGGGGGCAUGCACGCUGUCAGGACCAAUUUACUUGAUUUUUGAAUAUUGUUGUUAUGGUGAUCUUCUCAACUAUCUGAGAAAUAAAAGAGAAAAAUUUCACAGGACAUGGACAGAGAUUUUCAAGGAACACAAUUUCAGUUUUUACCCCACUUUCCAAUCACACCCAAACUCCAGUAUGCCUGGUUCAAGAGAAGUCCAGAUACACCAGGACUUGGAUCAUAUCUCAGGGUUCAAUGGGAAUUCAUUUCAAUCCGAAGAUGAAAUUGAAUAUGAAAACCAAAAAAGGCUGGAGGAAGAAGAGGACUUAAACGUGCUGACAUUUGAAGACCUUCUUUGCUUUGCUUAUCAAGUUGCCAAAGGAAUGGAAUUUCUGGAAUUUAAGUCGUGUGUUCACAGAGACCUGGCAGCCAGGAACGUGCUCGUGACCCAUGGGAAAGUGGUGAAGAUCUGUGAUUUUGGACUGGCCCGGGAUAUUAUGAGUGACACCAACUAUGUUAUCAGGGGCAACGCUCGUCUGCCUGUAAAGUGGAUGGCUCCUGAAAGCUUAUUUGAAGGGAUCUACACCAUAAAGAGUGACGUCUGGUCAUAUGGAAUAUUACUCUGGGAGAUAUUCUCACUCGGUGUCAAUCCUUACCCUGGUAUUCCGGUCGACGCUAACUUCUAUAAACUCAUUCAAAGUGGAUUUAAGAUGGAUCAGCCAUUUUAUGCUACGGAAGAAAUAUACUUUAUAAUGCAAUCCUGCUGGGCUUUUGACUCAAGGAAACGGCCGUCCUUCCCCAAUCUAACUUCAUUUUUGGGAUGUCAGCUGGCAGAUGCAGAAGAAGCGAUGUAUCAGAACAUGGAUGGCCACAUCUCAGACCGUCCUUCCGUCUACCAAAACAGGCGACCUUACAGCAGAGAGGUGGAUUCAGGGCUCCUGGUUCCACAGGCUCACGUUGAAGAUUCCUAGAGAAACAGUUUAGUCUUAAGGACUUCCUCCCUCCAACCCCCACCUUAAACAGGCUGUAGAUUACCAAAACAGGAUUAAUUUCAUCACCAGAAGAAAGUAUAUUCUCAGCUGCUGCUUUGCUGGACUUUUCUCUAGAAGCUCUCUGUAUUUACUCUUGUUUUCAAAGGAACUUUUGUAAAAAACAAAUCAUCCUUUGCACAAGGCAGGAGGAGCUGAUAAUUAACUUUACUGGAGCAUCUACCUACAUCCAAAGCCCUUCUUGGGCUGGCUUGAGUGAAAAUCGUGUACCUGAGGUAUAGUAUAUUCUUGUAAAUACAUAAAACAAAAGCAUUUUGCUAAGGAGAAGCUGAUAUGAUUUUUUAAAUCUAUGUUUUAAAAUAAUAUGUAAUUUUUUCAGCUAUUUAGUGAUAUAUUUUAUGAAUGGAAAUAAAAUCUC
Mirounga angustirostris (Northern elephant seal) is the source of this 3448-nucleotide messenger RNA. It is a transcript of the gene FLT3, whose product is annotated as fms related receptor tyrosine kinase 3. Gene Ontology annotation, biological process: cytokine-mediated signaling pathway; positive regulation of kinase activity; cell surface receptor protein tyrosine kinase signaling pathway. Bases 1 to 3012 code for a protein of 1003 amino acids. NCBI's taxonomy places the organism in Eukaryota, Metazoa, Chordata, Mammalia, Carnivora, Phocidae. Gene Ontology annotation, cellular component: plasma membrane; signaling receptor complex. The record is from RefSeq and is a predicted model, not a curated record. The transcript is spliced from 24 exons. Gene Ontology annotation, molecular function: transmembrane receptor protein tyrosine kinase activity; growth factor binding; ATP binding.